AUCUUGGGCAAUUCUUUAGAGACAAUUCCGCAAUUUCCCAACAAGAGGCGACAUAAGGUUUUUCCUAUUUUCUAUCAUGUCGAUCCAUCUGACUUGCGGAAACAGACAGGGAGCGUUAAACAAGCUUUUGCUAUACAUGAAAAUAAGUAUAAUAAAGAUAAGACACAAAGGUGGCGACAUGCUUUAUUUGAAGCGGCUGAUAUUAAUGGAUGGCAUUUAAAGGAUAGGUAUGAAUCAGAAUUUAUUGGAGUCAUCGUUAAAAAGAUAUCAACAAAGUUAUGUGAAAUACGUUCAAGUAUUCCUAAUAACUUGAUUGGAAUUCAUUCACGUUUGGAUAAGCUGUAUGACAAAAUAGACUUUGGGGAAGAUCGUGAUGUCCGCAUUAUAGGAAUUUGUGGAAUGGGUGGCAUAGGUAAAACAACUCUUGCAAGUGUUGUUUAUACGCAGAUGUCUGGUGAUUUUGAAGGUAAAUGCUUUCUUGAUAGUGUUCGAGAAGGUUUAAUGAAAUCCAGACUUAUUUCUUUGCAAGCACAACUUCUUUCUAAGAUAUUUCCUGGGGAAAAUUUCCAGUUUUCUAGUGUUUAUGAUGGAAUUGAAAUUAUAAGUCGUAGGCUACGUCAUAAAAAGGUUCUCGUUGUUAUUGAUGAUGUGGAUAACAUGCAACACUUCGAAUGCUUGGCUGCAAAGCGUGAUUGGUUUGGUUUAGGGAGCAGAAUCAUCAUAACAACUAGAGAUGAGCAUCUAUUGCAAGCCUACGGAGUGGAUGAUAUGUAUAAGCCUACAACAUUGAAUGCCUCCGAAGCCCUACAGCUUUUAAGUUUGAAAGCUUUCAAGAGUGAUACACCAAAAGAUGAUUUCAUGUCACUUUCCAAAAGUUUUGUGCAAUAUGCUGGUGGCCUUCCAUUAGCUCUUGAAGUUUUGGGCUCUUUUCUUUGUGAUAGAGGUGCAGUUGAAUGGAGAAGUGCCAUAGAUAGACUUAAAAGUGAACAUGAGGAAGAAAUUCACAAUCGUCUUAAAAUAAGCUUUGAUGGAUUAAAGGAAACAGAGAAGAAUAUAUUCCUAGAUAUCGCACAUUUCUUCAAAGGGUGGGACAGAGAUUUUGUAACAAAUAUACUGGAUGGCUGUGGGUAUCAUCCGGAUAUUGGACUAAAUGCUCUCAUCAAGAGAACUCUCAUAAGAGUUGAAAACAACAAAAUUUGGAUGCAUGAUUUGCUACAAGAGAUGGGAAGAAAUAUUGUUCGGCAAAAAUCUCUCAAUGAACCUGGUGAACGGUGUAGAUUGUCGGAGGAAAGUGAUGUAUAUCAUGUGCUAACACAAAACUCGGUUAGUAUUUCAUAA
Theobroma cacao (cacao) is the source of this 1338-nucleotide messenger RNA. The record is from RefSeq and is a predicted model, not a curated record. Lineage: Eukaryota; Viridiplantae; Streptophyta; Magnoliopsida; Malvales; Malvaceae.